Molecule: messenger RNA, 3590 nt
Organism: Prionailurus viverrinus (fishing cat)
Lineage: Eukaryota; Metazoa; Chordata; Mammalia; Carnivora; Felidae
Gene: NUTM1
Product: NUT midline carcinoma family member 1
Exons: 8
Coding region: 174-3590 (1138 amino acids)
Source: RefSeq, a predicted model, not a curated record
GUUAUUUUAUGAAACUGGUGAAGUAGAUUUUAGUGGUCAAACCAAGAUUUAAACUCAGGUCUCUACCACAAAUUCAACGCUCUUUCUAAUAGUGGUUGCUCUCUGGGUCCUGGACCUGACUGGCCAUUCUGGAGGCUUCCACAGAGCCACAGUUGGAGCCCAAACCUGAGAGGAUGGCUUCAGAUGGAGCAUCUCCAUUGCCAGGACCGGAUAUAACCUUGAAACCUGGUACCACCCUGUCUCCUUUCACUGCACUUCCCUUUCCCCCACCUGCUUCUGGCCCACCAGAUCAGCCACCCUGGGAGCCGCCUCCACAGCCUCCCAUGCCUUCAGCAUUCUCUCCAGACAACCCUCUGCUGCUCUCUGUUCUCCCCAGCCCGUUGUUGGUGACAGGGGAUGGGGGCCCUGGCCCCACUGGGACUGGAGUCAUUGUCAAAGUCAAGACAGAAGUGGGGCCGGCUGAGCCCUCUCAGACUCAGAACUUUAUCCUUACUCAGCCAGCCCUCAACUGGAUUGCCUCAGGCAGUCCCUGCGGGGCCCCUGAGGGUCCUCCCCCGCGAUUCAUGACAGCCACUAACAUGAAGACUCUUCUGCCCACUAAGGCCGUUGGGGUCAGCCAGGAGGGUCUCCAGGAGUGUCUCCCGGGCCUUCCUGCUCGGGCUCCACCACCAGCUGCCCAACUGGCCCCCAUUGUGUCCCCGGAAAAGGCUUGGCCAGGGCCACACGGGGCAACUGGAGAAGGAGGUCCUUUGUCCACCCAAUCCAAGCCUUCACUGGGUGACCUCUCCUGUACCUCCAAGGGUGUGUAUGAGAACUUCCGACGCUGGCAGCGCUACAAAGUCUUGGCUCGGAGGCAUUUAUCUCAAAGUCCUGAUGCAGAAGCCCUUUCCUGCUUUCUUAUCCCUGUGCUUCGCUCUCUGGCUCGGCUGAAGCCCACGAUGACCCUGGAGGAGGGAUUGCCAAGGGCUGUGCAGGAGUGGGAGCAUACCAGCAACUUUGACCGGAUGAUCUUCUAUGAGAUGGCAGAAAAGUUCAUGGAGUUUGAGGCCGAGGAGGAGAUGCAGAUUCAGAACACACAGCUGAUGAACGGGUCCCAGGGCCUGCCUCCGGCAGCCUCUCUGAAACUUGAUCCUCCAGGACUCUUGGCCCAUGAGGCUAGACAGCAGCCAGCGUACAUUCCCAAAAAGGUGGCUUCCAAGGCCCGGGCCCCCCGUCGGCGGCAGCGCAAAACCCAGAGGCCUCCACUUCCUGAGGUACCCAAGGAAAUCCCACCAGAAGCUGUGAAAGAGUAUGCUGACAUCAUGGAAGGGCUCGUGGGGAGUCACUUGGCCAGCGGGGGGUCAGAUGGAAAACAAGAAGAGGAAGAAGAGCAGCAGCAGGAGGAGGAAGGGAUGUAUCCAGAUCCAGGCCUCCUAGGCUACAUCGAGGAGCUUUGUUCUCAGGAGGUCUUUGUCUCCAAGGUGGAGGCCGUCAUUCAUCCUCAAUUUCUGGCAGAUUUGCUGUCCCCAGAGCAGCAGAGGGAUCCAUUAGCCUUAAUUGAGGAACUAGAGCAAGAAGAGGGGCUCAGUCUCACCCAGCUGGUCCAGAAGCGACUCCUGGCCUUGGAAGAGGAGGCUGCAGAGGCAUCUCCGAGUUGUAGCGGAGCUCAAUCGGACUCCAGUCCUUCCGUUUCUGAUGAGGACGAAGAUGGAGGUGGGCGGCUUCGGCCCUCAGCUGGGCCUCGGGUGGCGGGGGACAGCACCGUUCGCCUUGGAAAGGCUGUUUUCCCAGGAAAACGGGCUCCGGAUGGCCGGCGGGGGAUGCGCAGAGAUGGGAAUGCUCUGCCAUCUCCCAGCAGCUGGGACCUGCAGCCAGAACUUACAGCUGCGCAGGAAUUUCGAGGGUCCCUAAAUAUGGAGAGAAGAGGGUGUGGGAAGGUGACAGAUCAAAUAUGCCCACAUCAGGAUGACCACCUGGGAGGUGCUAGGUCUCCUGGGCACUCCCUGGUGGCGGACAGCACUUCAGAGACUCCGCCCCUUUGUUGGCAGGAAGGCCCCCUGCUGGAGAUGGUUCCCAGUUUGGAUGUUGGAUUUGCAGGGCUGGCCCUUCUGCAAGGACAGGGGUUAGAAAAGCGGGUUGUGGGGUUGCAGAUGGGACAGCAGCUAGGGGGGCUCAGAGCGCUUCCUCAAGGGGAGGAGCUGUUAGCAGAGUCCCAGGAGAUGACAGAGUGGGGAGACGACAAAGGUCCUCCUGUAGUUCAGAGUUAUGAUCAGAGCCCUUCCCCUAAAGAAGCUGGGGACGGGGAUGGGGACAGAGCCUCUCUCAGUCCAGGACUUUGGCUGAGCAGUGAGCUGGAUGCUGUGGGCUUGGAGCUGCCCUUAGAGAUUGAGGAGGUUAUAGAGAACUUCCAUGUGAACUCCACUUCCAGGGAAUGUGUCACUGAGCAUCAGGGUGACUGCCAGGCACUGGGCUCCAGAGGCAACAUUUCUCUGGGUCCUGGAGAAACCACAGCACCUGGGGAAGGGGGGAGCACUGCAGUUCCCCAUGGAGGCACAGACGGCACAGCAGCUGUGCACAAGGGAAACUACAGCAGCCUGCCCAGACCUCUGAGGGCCAACAGCCCGUCCUUGGGGUCUAAAGGAAAUAGAGAACAGAGCCCUGAGGCUACAGGGGAUCCCAGUGAGUUGUGGGCUAAAGGCUGCCCCCCAAUGCUGGAGAGUAGUAUCAGCACCCCCACACUGGGGGCUCCCAAAGAAACCCUUCAGCCUGCAUGUCAAGGCAAUAUCUUUAUGCUGGGGACCCAGGGGAUCUCCUCCUUCCCUGAGGUCAGCCUAGAGGUGGGGAGCAGUGGCAAUUCCCUCUCUCCUCUGUUGGAAACCAUAGAACAGGUCGACAUACUAGAUAUUGGAGAUGCCUGUGGCCUUCAUCUAGGGGUCAGUCAGGAUACCUGCCUGCCAAAUGUUAAUUCUUAUGACCCCCAAGGAGAGCACAGGGAGGAUACUGAUGUAUCCAAGCCCCAAGACCUUGCUCCCUUACCAGGGAAUCAAGACUCUUAUGCACAUGGGACCCCCAAAUCAAUGUCUCCUCACCAGGGCCUUGAAAGCAUGUUCUCUAGAUGGGGAGCCAGGGAUGCCUUAGUUCUGAGAGAUGCUUCUCCUGUCAGUGAAACAUGCAGCUCAACAGAUGGGGCCAAAGGAAAGGAGGAGGAAGAGCAGAAGGAGGAGAGGGAAGAUGAGGAACUUGCCAGCUUUGCCUACCUCUUGGCUUCUAAACUUAGCCUGUCUCCCAGGGGGCCUCCCUUCAGUCCUCAUUCUGCUUCAGGCCCACUGCCCUCCACGAGAGGACAGAGGGUCCAGAGAGCAUCCAGCUCCCUCUCCGCUGAGGUGAGGGGCCUUGGCCAGCCUCCAUAUCCUGUGACCAAGUCUGGGAAGAGAACACUCAGUGGAAGUUCAGCUCCUGCUGACAAGAGGCCCUACAAGACACCUAUUGAUCUUGGUGUCUCUGGGGAGAAACCCCUGGCUCUGGAGGUGGUUCGGGCCUCACAGCCCCGUAAAAGGCGGCGUGAUACUUUUGUUACUGGCAGAAGGAAGAAACGACGGCGCAGCCACUAG